CCACUUUGGAGCCGGUGCCUGUAUGCGCCUGCCCUGGAGGAUGGAUCACUGCCUCAUCUACAUCAACGCCUCGCUGCUCUUCUGCUUCAGCUACGCCAGCCUCUUCCUGGUGGAAGCAGAUAGCCCCUCUGCUCCAGUCAACGUUACAGUCAAACAUCUGAAGGCCAACUCAGCUGUUGUGACCUGGGAUGUUCUGGAGGAUGAAGUCGUCAUUGGAUUUGCAAUCUCCCAGCAGAAGAAGGACGUGCGCAUGAUGCGCUUCAUCCAGGAGCUGAACACCACCACGCGCUCCUGUGCCCUCUGGGACCUGGAGGAAGACACCGAGUACAUCGUGCACGUCCAGUCCAUCAGCAUCCAAGGCCAGAGCCCAGCUAGCGAGCCCGUGCUCUUCAAGACCCCCAGAGAAGCUGAGAAGCUGGCCUCAAAAAAUAAAGACGAGGUGACAAUGAAGGAGAUGGGGAAGAAGGACCAGCUUCGAGCAGGGGAAAUUCUCAUCAUUGUCGUGGUGUUGUUCAUGUGGGCAGGGGUGAUCGCCCUGUUUUGCAGGCAGUACGACAUCAUCAAAGAUAAUGAACCCAAUAACAACAAGGAGAAAGCCAAGAGCACAUCUGAGAACAGCACUCCUGAGCACCAGAGCGGAGGGCUCCUGCGCAGCAAGUUUCCAAAAAAUAAGCCCUCCGUGAAUAUCAUUGAAGCGUGACAGCCUGCCAUCAGCAGAGGGACUCCAUUUCCCACUCUCCCUCUCUGCCUCUGAGCCCUGAGGACAUGGAAGGUGAAGUAUUGUUGGAGUGGUCUGGAAAGAGGCCUGUUGGAUGCCAACGUCUGGCAUAAAACUCCUUUUCCUCGGUCUGCAAGGACAUCCGGAGAGAAAGGACAAACUUGCAAAAAACAAAAUCUUCACUGUCUCGGGGGAGAAAAGCUUCUGUGAAACUGAUGCCUCCGGUGAUCCUACCCAGGACUAACAGCUCACCCAGGCUGUGACAGAUCUCCAGUUGCAUCCUCCACCCUCCCUCUCCAUCUCCCAGAGCAAAUCUCCUCUCUUCGGAAACGUACAGGGGUUCAUCCCACUUUUGUUCUGUUUUGCUGUCGCCACGUUUCAACAGUGCUGACAUGGGCUCAGGCAUCACUCGCCACAUCUCCGCUUCGGAGUGACAAGGGGAGAUGAUUUCUCUCUAGAUACAAGCAGCAGCGAGGACCUGGGCUGCUGUGAGCUCUGCUCUCGCUCCCUCCCAUUCACGUUUGUUGUGUAACCAGUUUUGCAGGUGGGUUUUUAAGGAAAAAAGCAAAAUCACAAAAAAAAGGCACCCGACAGUUUCCACCUGGAUGAUCGG
Alligator sinensis (Chinese alligator) is the source of this 1331-nucleotide messenger RNA. RefSeq names its product fibronectin type III domain containing 5 (gene FNDC5). Gene Ontology annotation, molecular function: protein binding. Gene Ontology annotation, biological process: positive regulation of brown fat cell differentiation. The coding region runs from base 23 to 700 and encodes 225 amino acids. The record is from RefSeq and is a predicted model, not a curated record. NCBI's taxonomy places the organism in Eukaryota, Metazoa, Chordata, Crocodylia, Alligatoridae. The transcript has 7 exons.